UUUUAAAUUCUCUUCGUUCAUUCACGCCUCGGUGCUGUAGAGCACAUCCAACGUCGUUUCUUUCUUGUUUUUCUUUGUUACUGACAACAGUCCCUCGUUUCGCGUUGUCCCUUGUAUAGCAUUUGUUUCACCACAGCGUUGCCUUUGUUGCAUUUCCUCGUCCCAUUUCGAGGCAUUUCUGCUGAAAUCUGCAUUGUUCCAAGCCCUCCACGACUUUCGACCCGACUCUUUAUAAAGAACCCGUAUCCGCCUGCCGGAUCAACCUCACAACAUCAACCCAACAUGGAAUGCUUUCGGCAAGUCUUCCGGUGCAUCAAGGCACCUUUCACACGCAACAAAGGAAGGAUCAUUGAAAUUACACUUGAGAGUUCGAUUGUUGUUGGAAAGCCGGUGGCUAACCAGUACAUCAAUCAGGGUCCUCCCACCAACUUCCGCAAAGAAGAAUUGCCUGCCUGCUUCUCUGAUGCCGAGUCAGUCCUCUCGCCCAGCCAGCCCCCGACAGAGCGACCAGAUCUGACCAAUCAAUCACAGCACGCUGACGUCGCAGGACAGUCGGACAGCGACCGCGGAGGAGAAAGAUGGAGCCACGAUCGAAAUGGUGUCACUCCAACCAUCGACGUCGACGAAGAGCAAGGUCCAAAACCACGUCCGCAGAAUGAGCCUGAGGCUAUCGCAGCCCGCUUCCGGGAGCGUAUAAGGUUGCCUCGAAUGUGGAAGUCGAGCUCAGCUAUUGCUCAAGAUUCCAAGGCCCCGGCCGAAUCGAUCACUAUGAACGAGGUUUGA
Molecule: messenger RNA, 783 nt
Organism: Penicillium canescens
Lineage: Eukaryota; Fungi; Ascomycota; Eurotiomycetes; Eurotiales; Aspergillaceae
Exons: 2
Coding region: 283-783 (166 amino acids)
Source: RefSeq, a predicted model, not a curated record